AUGGGAAGUACAAAAUUAAAAAGUCUACCAGAUGCAAUUGGACAGCUGGAGAUGCUCGAAGAGUUACAUUGCCCAGAGUGUCUGGAUCUAUCAGGUGAAGUCCCAAAUUCUAUUGGGAAUCUGUUCCAUUUGCAGAUCUUGGACUUGUCAUGUACUCGUAUUUCCGGAUUGCCAGCCACAAUCACUUAUCCAUCUCACCUAGAAGAGUUACAUGUCCGAGAUUGUAGGGAUCUUACGGGUGAAAUCCCAGAUGCAAUUGGUAGACUAUCCUGCUUGAGGAUCUUGGACUUCUCUGGUACUUGCAUUUCUAGUUUGCCCGCCACGAUCAGUUUUCUCCCUUGCCUUAAAGAACUUGGGUUGAAGGAGUGUGAGGAGCUUCGACUAGUGCCAAAGCUUCCCUCUAGUUUGAUAAGCCUUGUCCUUGAUGCUUAUCAUUGUGAAAUCAUCCCAGACCUCUCGAACUUAGUUACUUUAGAUCACUUGGACUUGUCCUUUCAUAGGUAUAAGCUCAAGGCUCCUUACCAGUUAGAGGAACUUAUGUCCCCUUGGAAGAUUGUAGAAUCCAUCCACCAGCUUCCAUCUAGUUUAUCAACCUUGCAUCUCACGGAUAUACCGCCACCGCAGCAAUUUUCCAAGUUCAUGAACCUGUCGAGUCUCUCCAUUUCUAGCUGCUCAAUGGCACAUCUCCCAGAGCUUGAACACUUGAAGAAGUUAAGGGAAUUGUCCAUAAAAGUGUGUCCAUCCCUCGAGAGAAUACCAGAUCUAUCAUGCUUGAAGAGUCUAGAAACCUUGUAUUUGUCUGAACUAGGAAGUCUUGUUGCGAUACAAGGUCUGGAGGAGUUGGAAUCCUUGGAGUCACUACAGAUCAUCUGCUGUGAGUCAUUAGAAGGAUUACCUCAACUAUCGAAGUUGGUAAAGCUCAAAUCUUUUGAGCUACACGAUUGCCAAGUGCUGCAAGCCAUCGAGGGUCUCGGUUGCUUACAACGUUUGAAGCAUUUGACUAUUCUGGGUUGCGUGUCCCUGAAACGGUUGCCUGAUUAUCCGAGGUCCACCAAGCUAGACACUGAUUGGAAAGAACCAGAAACAUCAAGUGCUGUUUAG
Molecule: messenger RNA, 1101 nt
Organism: Eucalyptus grandis
Lineage: Eukaryota; Viridiplantae; Streptophyta; Magnoliopsida; Myrtales; Myrtaceae
Product: disease resistance protein RUN1-like
Exons: 1
Coding region: 1-1101 (366 amino acids)
Source: RefSeq, a predicted model, not a curated record